AUGGCAUCCCAAGCAAAGAGGCUCUCUCCACGAGGCUUGAAGGAUUCUCUCCCGGUGACUGACGAAGUUGCUCGAUCGGUCCAAGAAGGACGGGAUGCAUUUCAACGGGCAUUGAAGACUCCUAUCCCACUUAUUCAAAAUUCCUCGCAUCCGGGACUGCUGGUCAUGGUUGGUCCCUGCAGUAUCCACGAUACUGCAGCCGGAAUGGAGUACGCCCAGCGAUUGGCAGCGGCGGCAAAGAAGUAUCGCGGCGAGCUCUUGAUCGCCAUGCGAGUGUACAUUGAAAAACCACGAACUACGGUAGGUUGGAAGGGGCUGGUGCAUGACCCUGACCUGGUGCAGGGAGAGGAGUCGGACUUGACCCGCGGACUGUCGGUUUCUCGAGAAAUCAUGCUGCGCGUGGCUGAGCUGGGUUUGCCCAUCGUCACCGAGGUGUUGAGCCCAUUCGUUCUGCCCUUCAUCCAGGACCUGCUCUCGUGCGGCAUCAUCGGCGCGCGCACGACCGAGAGCCAGACACACCGCGAGAUUGCGAGCGAUGCACCCAUGCCGGUGGGCUUCAAGAAUGGCACGAAUGGUACAGUGAGUGUAGCUUUAGAUGCAAUCCAAGCCGCCGCGCAGCCGCAUUCCUUUUUGUCGGUGGAUGACGACGGUCACUUGAUCGAUCAUUUCAGUGCUGGCAAUCCAGAUACGUUCGUCGUGCUGCGAGGCGGCAGCGAUGGGCCCAACUACAGCGCUCAGCACAUCCGCCAGGCAGAGUUGGCCAUGGCCAACGCUCGCCAGCCGGUGCGUCUGGUCGUCGAUUGCAGCCAUGGCAACUCGAUGAAAGAUUACCGCCGCCAGCCCGAGGUUGCUGCCAACGUGGCAAAUCAGAUCUCUGCGGGCGCUGCCAUCGCAGGCGUCAUGCUAGAAAGCAAUAUCAACCCUGGCCGCCAAAAUAUCUCCCCCGACGGGCUCUGUGGCCUCCAGUAUGGAGUCAGUGUAACAGAUGGCUGUAUCAGUUGGGAGGAGACGGAGCGCGUGCUAGAAGGUCUAGCAGCCUCGGUGCGCGCUCGGCAGACGGUGCCGCUGACUCCUGCUAUCUCCGUCCCACUCUCAUCCAUGCAGAAGACUCUCGAAAAGCUGCAGCCCAGUGUUUCUGUUGUUGAGCUUUCGGGGUGA
Molecule: messenger RNA, 1158 nt
Organism: Talaromyces rugulosus
Lineage: Eukaryota; Fungi; Ascomycota; Eurotiomycetes; Eurotiales; Trichocomaceae
Exons: 3
Coding region: 1-1158 (385 amino acids)
Biological process (GO): aromatic amino acid biosynthetic process
Cellular component (GO): cytoplasm
Molecular function (GO): 3-deoxy-7-phosphoheptulonate synthase activity
Source: RefSeq, a predicted model, not a curated record